Fraxinus pennsylvanica is the source of this 594-nucleotide messenger RNA. The record is from the annotation of a GenBank genome assembly. NCBI's taxonomy places the organism in Eukaryota, Viridiplantae, Streptophyta, Magnoliopsida, Lamiales, Oleaceae.
AUGAGCGCAUCUAGAUUCAUAAAGUGCGUGACGGUAGGGGAUGGUGCCGUUGGAAAGACUUGUCUCUUGAUUUCUUACACCAGCAACACCUUUCCCACGGACUAUGUGCCUACUGUAUUUGAUAAUUUCAGUGCAAAUGUGGUCGUCAAUGGAGCCACCAUUAAUCUGGGCCUGUGGGAUACUGCUGGACAGGAGGACUAUAAUAGACUAAGACCUUUGAGUUAUCGUGGAGCUGAUGUUUUCAUUUUGGCAUUUUCUCUCAUCAGCAAGGCCAGCUAUGAAAAUGUAUCAAAGAAGUGGAUUCCGGAAUUGAAGCAUUAUGCUCCUGGCGUUCCUAUAGUUCUUGUUGGCACAAAACUUGAUCUUCGAGAUGACAAGCAAUUCUUCAUUGACCAUCCGGGUGCAGUACCAAUCACUACAGCUCAGGGGGAGGAGCUGAGGAAAAUCAUUGGAGCACCUUCCUACAUUGAGUGUAGUGCAAAAUCACAGCAGAAUGUGAAAGGGGUUUUCGAUGCUGCCAUUAAAGUCGUGCUCCAGCCUCCCAAGCAGAAGAAAAAGAAGGGAAAGGCUCAAAAGGCCUGCUCAAUAUUUUGA